AUGGACACGAAAAAGAAGUUCGAGAUUGAGCGGGCUCUUGCGACAGAGAACCAGGCCAUCUCUUCGGGCAAGCUGAAGGAGGACAAUCCGCUCGACACCACCGAGACGUUUCGCCAAUUCUGCGAAGCAUGUCGGCGGGGCGAUCUUAAAGUGUGCCAGGAAAUGAUCCAGGCCGGUGUCAAUGUCAACGCGCGGGACAGACACGACUACACACCUCUGAUCCUGGCUAGUCUCUGUGGACACUACGAGGUCAUACAACUGCUUCUUGAAAACGGCGCUUUAUGUGAACGAGACACUUUCCAAGGCGAGCGAUGCCUAUACAACGCGUUGAACGAUCGAAUACGCAACCUUCUGCUCUCCUACGACUAUGCCAAGUCCUCGAACCCUCUGCAACCGCUUGCCGCUCACAUAACCUCGCUUCUUACACGGCCGGAACCCCAGACAGCCGACCUCACAAUUGAGGCGUACGAUCAGACGUUCCAUGUACACAAAUUCGUCCUCGCCGCUCGUUCGCCAUAUUUUGCGAAGAAGCUCUGUGCUGCACCGAAUACCGCAACAUGGACGUUGCCACAGAGUAUACCCAGUGUGUCGCUAGGGGUCGCGUUGCAGUACCUAUACUUCUCCGAGGUAUCUAUGCGUAGAGUGAUGCAUGGACUGAAUGACGAGGAAGAGGCACAGAUCUUGAGAGGCAUUGACAAAAUCGGACGCCAAUUAGAGAUGGAUAGGCUCUUCGAAGACAUUACAGAAGUGUCAGAUCGACGGUUAUUACGCCAAAAACGAGCAGAAGAGCUAGCCCGCGGCCGAAAUCAGCUCGAGGCAUGGUUUCAAGACAAUGUGUUGCGGAAUAAGGUGGAAGUUGAAACAGCCAAAGUCGACAACCUCAAGUGGGAUCGAGAUAACUCCAUCUACGCCGACAUUCUGCUACGAGCAGACGAGGUUGAAGAGGACUACGAGUCUGACGACAUAAACGCCUCACCUGGUCACUCGGAGUCUUCGACGCCGCCCGCGCACAACAUUCUAGGACUUCUCUCUAAAUCUCGAUCUCCUUCCCGGUCGCGCCAGCCACGUAGAUCCAUUGUCUAUCCUGCGCACAAAGCCAUGCUGCUCCGCUCAGAAUAUUUUUCUACCAUGCUGACCUCACCCUUCCGUGAAGCCCAACAAACCCCCUACCUACAGAUCGUCACCCUCGACUGCUCUCCCAAAGUUCUCGAAACUAUCCUCACCUUCCUCUAUACCGAACGUUCCGACUUCGACCUCGACGUCGCGAUCGACGUGCUCUUCACCGCAGACCAACUCUUCAUCGAGAAGCUGAAGCAACGUGCCGCGCUCAUCAUCUCCACCUUAGGAAACGGGAACUCUUCGACGGUAGAAAGCGAGAAUCCAAGAGGCGAGACGGAUACAGAAGAAGUCAUCGACAUCUACGAAGUCAUUAGAGCGGGCUGGGACACGCGCGUGCAGCGCUUAGAAGAGUUCGGAGCUCGAUACAUCGCCUACCGGUUAGAACGCUACAUCGACACCCCUGAGUUUGCAGAGAUCGUGCAGGAGUCUGCACGCAGAGUCAAGGCUCGUCAGGAAACUGAUACGGUCGAGCUUGUCGACGAUAUCCGGUAUUACCUUUCGGACCGGUUCCGGUUGCGCUUCGAAGACAGUGGGCUCGAUGAGAUGAUGGAGCAGAGAGGGGAUGCAGAUGCUAUUGCGGAGGCAAUGGAAGCUUUGGGAGUCAAGGAUGAAGACGAAGAGAAGAAGAGUGGGUUGCUGGAAACGGAGAUCGAAGAGCAAUUUGCGGUGGGAGCUAUCCGGACAUUAGACGGAGAGGUUGCAGGCGAUGAGUUUGCACAGGAUGCGAUGAAUUAUCAGAUCUUGCUGGCAAAGAUUGACCAGCUAUUGGAGAAUUUGGAUCUGGAUGCAUAG
This is a messenger RNA of Didymosphaeria variabile, 1911 nucleotides long. RefSeq lists its product as uncharacterized. Gene Ontology annotation, molecular function: protein binding. The transcript has 2 exons. Gene Ontology annotation, cellular component: ubiquitin ligase complex; cytoplasm. The record is from RefSeq and is a predicted model, not a curated record. Lineage: Eukaryota; Fungi; Ascomycota; Dothideomycetes; Pleosporales; Didymosphaeriaceae. The coding region runs from base 1 to 1911 and encodes 636 amino acids.